GUCAUCCUUGGAGCUUAAAGCAAUAACAAUAACAAGCCCAGCGACAAAGACAGCUGCAGCAGCUGUGGCCGUGUAUAUGAGAGCAGUGCGGAGCCCAGGGAACCACAGCCUGAGCACACAGCAGUAGCACCAUGUCCCACAGUGAAGGGCAGAACCUUCAGGACGAGCCCUUGCAGGCAGGUUCCUGGGUAGAGCUGCAUUUCACCAAUAACGGUAAUGGUGGCUUAACAAUGGUGGGAGGACAAGAACCGGGGCCAGCCUCGAUCUCCAUUCACAAUGGGGACAUGGAGAAGAUAUUAUUGGAUGCUCAACAUGAGUCUGGCAGGAGCAGCUCCAGAGAGAGUUCCCAUUGUGAUAGUCCACCGCGAUCUCAAACACCUCAAAGCAUUCAAAGACUGAGCGACACUGACACCCAUGGGAGUAAAGAGAAGAGCAGCUCGCAGUCAGAAGAAGAUUACAUCGAACGAAGGAAAGAAUUAGAAAACUUACUAAAGAAGAAUUCAGACUGGAUCUGGGAUUGGUCUAGCAGGCCAGAAAAUAUCCCUCCAAAGGAAUUUGUCUUCAAACAUCCAAAGCGAAGCUCUACAUUAAGUAUGAGGAACACAAGUGUCAUGAAAAAAGGUGGCAUUUUCUCAGCAGAAUUCUUAAAGGUCUUUCUUCCAUCCUUACUGCUAUCACACCUUCUUGCUAUUGGACUGGGGGUAUAUAUUGGAAGGCGUCUGACAACCUCUACAGGGACAUUUUAGACCAGAGAGACAGCAUCACAAAUGACAAGACACCAGACCAGACCACUGGUCGUACAGUAUAUCUACUUUUGUUGAUUGUUAUAACAAAAAUCUGUCCUCCAUAACAUGGGGGUACUAAUCUCUAUAACUAAGAUAUCCCAUUUCAUUCAGUGGGCAUGUGUUAAGUAGAUUUUCUUCAACUGUGAAUUGUAGUUGUUUAAGUAUUGGUCAAUAUUAUGUACACAGUUAAAAAAAAAAAAAUCCUAGUGCCUAUUCUCCAUAGUUGAUUUAUUUGGCCCAAAUGGCUACCAGAAUAUAAAUACACACUGCUGAAAAUAAAUAAAGGGAACACUUAAACAACACAUAACUCCAAGUCAAUGACACUUCUGUGAAAUCACACUGUCCACUCAGGAAGCAACACUGAUUGACAAUCAAUUUCACAUGCUGUUGUGCAAAUGGAACAGACAACAGGUGGAAAUUAUAGGCAAUUAGCAAGACACCCCGAUAAAGGAGGAGUUCUGCCUGUGGUGACCACAGACCACGUCUCAGUUCCUAUGCUUCCUGGCUGAUGUUUUGAUCACUUUUGAAUGCUGGCAGUACUUUCACUCUAGUUGUAGCAUGAGACGGAGUCUACAACCCACACAAGUGGCUCAGGUAGUGCAGCUCAUCCAGGAUAGCACAUCAAUGUGAGCUGUGGCAAGAAGGUUUGCUGUGUCUGUCAGCGUAGUUUCCAGAGCAUGGAGGCGCUACCAGGAGACAGGCCAGUACAUCAGGAGACAUGGAGGAGGCAGUAGGAGGGCAACAACUCAGAAGCAGAACCGCUACCUCCGCCUUUGUGCAAGGAGGAGCACUGCCAGAGCCCUGUUUUAGUCCAGGUCUGGGAGGACCUCCCUCAGGAGACCAUACACCAACUCAUCAGGAACAUGCCCAGACGUUGUAGGGAGGUCAUACGGGCACGUGGAGGCCACACGUCAUUUGACUUGUUUUAAGGACAUUACAUCAAAGUUGGAUCAGCCUGUAGUGUGGUUUUCCACUUUCAUUUUGAGUGUGACUCCAUAUCCAGACCU
Messenger RNA from Hyla sarda, 1792 nucleotides. It is a transcript of the gene BNIP3, whose product is annotated as BCL2 interacting protein 3. The record is from RefSeq and is a predicted model, not a curated record. NCBI's taxonomy places the organism in Eukaryota, Metazoa, Chordata, Amphibia, Anura, Hylidae. The coding region runs from base 132 to 746 and encodes 204 amino acids. Gene Ontology annotation, cellular component: mitochondrial outer membrane; mitochondrial envelope; nucleus. The transcript is spliced from 6 exons. Gene Ontology annotation, biological process: positive regulation of apoptotic process; mitochondrial outer membrane permeabilization.